Stylonychia lemnae is the source of this 468-nucleotide messenger RNA. Lineage: Eukaryota; Ciliophora; Spirotrichea; Sporadotrichida; Oxytrichidae. The record is from the annotation of a GenBank genome assembly.
AUGCAGUCCAAGAUGCAAUAUUAUCUUUAUCAAACAGGGAUUGAUGAACUUUUAAAUGAUGCUUUCAAACAGGUAGCUAUUAAUAAGCCUAGCGAUCCAAUAGUUUACAUCGCUUAGUAUUUGAGAAACGGAUAAAAUUUGAUUCUCUUAGUGAGCUUGAUUAAUCAACCUAAUAAAUACAAUGUUUUGAAGAAAUCUACAAUUUAGCUUAUAAAUUAAGAAGAUUUAGAUCGUCCAUUCACUGAAGAAGGGGCUAUCACAAUUACCAAAAAUAAAGUAGUAGGAAUAAACUAUUAGCAAAUUAAAACAAAUUUAAUAGCCAUAGCUGAAAAUUAAGUACAAGAGAAUGAUGAAAUUGACUCUGACGAGGAAAUUCCUAAAAUCAGACCAGAACAAGUACAAUUCUAACUGAUUCAAAUCCUUCAAAUAAGAAUAAGAAUACAAAGGACCAUUUAAAACUCUACAUGA